UACUGAUGCAGAACUUAUGAUCACUUAUGAAGUAAUUUUUAGAUGGACUUGAAAGUUUCUUUUCAUAACCUGGUUUUAAUUUGGCGUCCUCAAAUAUGAAAGUGAUGAAUGAUGUUUCUAUUUUUAGUCUCAACAUUUGCAAUACUUACUUGUGCAGUUCUGAUUUUCUUUCUGAAGUUUUCAUCUGAUAAACAACAUCAUCAACAACAGACCAAUGAUAUCCAGGUAGAUGCAGUAACCUUUUUAAGAUCAGUGAAGAGUACUAAGCCAUUUCCCAUAAGUUCAGCAUUAGGUUGGAAGGUAUACAGUUUGUGUACUGACACCAGAAUAUGGAGAAGAAAUAUUAUCGUAGACAAUGGUGGGAACAGGGUUCAAAUACUUGGAUGUUAUGUUAAACUCCCAGCUCCAGUUCAGGUGGCCAGUAAGGUCUUCAAGGAUGUAACUCAAUUUGUUGAAUGGCGUCCUGGAGUAGAGUCUACAAGCGCCUGUGUAAAUGGCUCAUCCAAGGAGUAUAGAAAUGUGUCACAUGACCUCAUCAACAUUGUUACAGCCAAUCAGAAACUCAGUAAAUACUCUGUUGUGGUGGAACAACAAAAUAUUGAAAGGUUUUGGAAGAGAGAAGAUAAUGGUUGUUUUUGGAUGUUAGAAUCUGGUGACAGAGGAUUACUACUUUACAUUCUUCAACCUGUUGAAGAUGUUGAUUGUUGUUGUUUGACCAUAGUGAGUCAUUUUACAUUCCCUGUCACUCUACAAGACAGUGCUACCACCAUUUCUAGUUAUGCUCAGUCAAUAAAAGAUUAUAUGUUCUACCGGAAGAUGAAAGUGACCCCUUUAUUGAACUUUCACAUUCCUCAAAACGUGGCAGUGAUUGGUGCAAAAGAAGCCUAUGACAGAACUGUUGUCACAUCUACUGGGAUGGAUGAUCUCUUAGAUUCUUCUACUUAUUCCUCGAGUGAUGAUGAAAAUUCUGAUUCUUUCUACAAAAAAUUUGAAGGUCUUCAUCCAAGAGAAAAACACAAAAUUUUACAAAAAUCUAAUUUCAUUCUUCAUGUUAAAUCGCACGACCAAAGACUAAGAUCUCAAUCUGACACAAAUACCGGUGAUGUUAAAACUAAUAUCGUAAAACAAAGAUCUUCAACACUACCUAAAGAUGUAAAAUCCUGUAGAACUGAUCAACACAAAACUUCUACCAAGUCUUUAGAUUUGGAAAGGAAAGUUCACAAUGAGAAAAUAGAUCUUGAUAGUUCUAAAAGUAGCAUAGAUGAUAAUGUUUUUAUUGAUGAUUCUACAAAGGAUAUGAGAAAUACUCAAAAUGAGAGUCAAAUUUUGCCAAAAUCUGACAAUACUCAAAGUUCUGUGAUACCUCAAACCUUGCCUCCACAAAAUGGUGCUCUUAAUACUCGCAAUAAUGUGCCUUCGUCUAACAAAGAAAGCAUCUCAAAACUUCCUCACAUAUUGGAGAAAGAGCCUUCAGAUGAUGCUAUAAUCGUUCCACAGAAUAAAAACCAAGAUACUGAACAAAAUAAUGGUGCUAAGAAAGAGAGAGUUUCUGGUAUGGAUUCAGAUCAUCAGAAUAGGUCUGAAGACCAGAAUGUUAAACCACAGACACAGUUGCUGUCUUCCCCUGAUGAUAUCAGAUAUAUGACCCUAGCCAACCAAAGUGCUGCUGAUCUUCUAGGAGAGUAUUUUCAAGUGUCAAAUAUUGAUUUGAAGAAACCUGUGAAUCAGCAGACGGCAAUAUCUGGGGGCUGGGGAUUCUGUGGAUUAGAGAAUGAUGUUGUCAUACUGAAGAAGACACCUGCUGAUGGUAGCAACAUAUUCAGUUACAUGGGUAAAGGAUUGAUUCAUGCCUCACCACAAACUGUGUUAGAAACAGUUAAAAAUCCUAGGACUAAAUUUACAUAUGAUGAAACUUUAAAGAAAGUAGAUGUUUUGAAUGAUGUAACAAAAAAGAUCAAAAUAGUUUACUUCUACCAUGAAGUGAUUAACAUGUUUAAGAAGAGUUGUUAUGACUUCUGUGUCCUACAGACUGAAAGACAAGAUGGGGAUAAGUUUGUGUUAGCUAAUUCCUCUGUAGAAUAUGGGCUACCUGUACCAGUUGGUGUUCAGAGGGCUCAGAUGUAUCCUAGUGGUUGGGUUAUAGAACCAGUACAAAAAGAAAAGAAAAUUUAUUCCAUGGCUACUUAUAUUAUUCAGGUAGAUUUUGGAACAGCCAAAAACAGUAUGGAUAAACCCCCAGUUGAUGAACUGGUGUCUAAACAAGCCCUCAGCAUUGCCUAUCUUCGUCAGUUUCUUAAACCUGCCAAAUGGAUAUCCCGACAACAGUCUUCUCCAGUUCCUAGGCAACAACCAUCACCAACUCCUAGAAAUAAGUCUUCCACUUCAAAUCAGCAGUCUUCACCAGCAGUAAGACAGCGUCAGGUUACAGCAGUAUCAAGGACACAGUCAAACCCGGUUACAUAGUAAUUUACAUUUCCAUGACAACUGUUGUUGAGGAUAUAAUUAAGCACUUUAUUGAGCAGUUUAUGUUCCAUGACAACCCAUGUAUUUUGAAUGCUUUUGCUUGUUUAAACACAGUAUACACAUUACGAUAUAGAUGCCUUGUAUUGAAUACCGAACAGUGCCACAAGUGCCAUUAUAAAGUCAAUUAUUGGGCAUUUGUUUAAUAUAAAAAUAUAUAUUUUUAGUACUGCCUUACACAGUCAAUCAUUUUUUAAACCUAUUGUAUAAAGGAUAAGUCUUCUGUGCAAAAUUAGUAUUCAAUUACUUACACAGUCAAUAUUUUUUUGGCCAAUUGUAUAAAGGUUAAGUCUUCUUUGCAAAGUUAAUAUUCAACUUAUGUUACUUUUACCCAAACAUUAGGAAAGACUUAACUUUAUGAUUUUUGUCUCACCCUAAUGAAGUGAGAAUUAGGCUUGCUGUUUCCAUUUCCAUUGAGAUUACUCUACCCCUUCCACUCAGUAAUGCUCCACUGACUUUGAAAUCUUUGUAAAGUUAAUAUGUUACAGUUUUACCAUUUAAAUUAAAAACAAUUGCAUUAUAUUAUUUAAACUACAUGCAGGUGAGACAUAUCUCAGUGUAACAGUUUAUUAUAAAUAAAUAAAAUAAUCAUAAUUUAAAAAGUUUAAACAAAAAAGUUAAAAAGUAGUUUCACUUCCCAAUCCCAUUUGUAUCUGAUUUUGAUUUAGGAAUAUUCUGAUUUGUUCCACUUCUGUUUGAAUGUUUGAAGAUGGUGUCAGAUAUUUUUCUUAAUUGCUCUUCCAUUUUGUCGUCAGUUUCAAGUAACUGAGCCUCUAUAUCAAAGUCUAGGUAAACUGGUUCCCCCAUGGUUUGGGAUUUCUUCCAUUGUGUGUUCUCUGUAAGGUUAAAAAAAGAAAAAUGAUAUUGUCUUCAGCUGUUUAAAAAUUUAUUGAGCAGAUGGUUAUUUAAACCAAUGAUAUGUGGACUUCUUCGUAAAUGGACAAGAAUUUUGCGUUGAAACUACCAUGCAUAAGUCUGCAGUGUCCUGGUUUAGAAUAUGUUUCAUUUUCACAAUUUCUUCUACAUACUAAAUUGACCAUAACCUUUAAAUAAAAUAUUAUGCUCAAUAUUACAACUGCAGUUUCAGGGUAAAAUACUGGUACUAAAUGAAAUUUACACAUUAUUUGCCAAUCUUUUCUUUCUUUACACAUGUGUUUGUUAAAUAUAAAUUUAUUCACAUCAAUUAUAUAUUUUUUUUUUUUAACAUAUAAUUGCUAACAUGCUUUGCUGUUAGGUUUAGUCACAUUUUUAAAAGGUGAUGUUAUUUUAUUUACUUAUAUUCUUACAUUUAAACAUAAAUAUGGUAAUCGAUCGUUAAUUAUACAAUAAUCAGCAUAAAUUAAUGAAAACAUUAUAGUAUUACACUAAUUUUAAUUUUUAUGAGAAAUAUACAGUUUCAGGGUAUAAAUAAGAUAUGAAAAUAUGUCACAAUAUAUUUUUUUUUAUAUUCUUAACAUAUUUAAGUUAUUAUCAAAAUUGUUAUUGCAUAAUUGCAUAUAUAUAGAUAUACCUUUGUUACAUGCUGUGCUAAUUUUGCUAAUAUUUAUAAUUGACUAUAAAAUAGUCAUUACCUGCAUUUUGCAAUAUUAUAACUUUGUCACAUGCUUUGCCAAUUUUACCAAAUGUUUCUUAUAGGCAGGUAGGGAUUCAGACAAGGACCAUCAUUUCCCAUUUCAUCUGUUCUUCAAUAAAUAGGAUGAACCUUAUCUAAUAUCUGUGUCAAGGAUCAAGGUAAUUUUGCUAGUCUUGUGGUGUUCAGUGCCCUUGUUAGGUGACAAAAGACAGCUUCACAGUCUCUGUUUUGCAUAACAAGCUUAAGAUCAUGCAUUUCCUUUCAAAAGUGUAUAUCCAACCAAUUUAUUACUACCUUGAUAUGUUGUAUAUAUACAUGUACAUGUAUAGAGAAUUUAUUUUCACAUUUUUGGUAAAUGAAUAUUUUAUGUGAUACAAAGUACAUAUAAAUACAAGCAUUCUAUUUUAUUAAAUAUUUGAAUACAUGUUGAUUUAUUUCAAUAAUACCGCAUACCAGUAUUUAUUUUUGUAGCUAUAUUUUGAAAAAUUCUGUUUUGAAACUGAUGAAGAUAUUUUUGUAUUGUACUAGAUUCCUAAAAAAAUACUUGAAGAAGAUAAAACAAACUGAUACUGUUAUUUGAAUAAUUUUGAAUAUAAAAGGAAAUUUAGGGUGUAUAUCAAUGAGAUAGCAAUCCAAUGACACAUAAUGAAAAGCCAUGAAUUAAUUUAAUACAUGAAUUGUUGUAAUAGAUUAAUUCAAGAUAAAUGUGUGUCAUAACCUCUAUUCUGUGAACAUCACAAUCAGUUUUCACAAAAUCACAUUUUAGUGACAAUGUUCUUAUUUAAAAUCAACAUAGCAAUUAAAAAAAAUUAAUUCAUUGAUUGUAGUAAACUUAGUUUGUAUGUUACAGUAGUUUCCUGUUUAUUUCCUCUAAAGAUGGCCAAUGAUAUCAAUUCAUUUUUGUGUUUAUGUUUUCUUUAUUCAAUUUUUUCCGUUGUAUAUUCAAAUAUACUCAAACAUUAUUUUAUUUAUUAUGCUUGUUUUGUUUUAGCUCAUGUUUUACCUGAAAGGUGCUGUAAUUUUAAAUGGUCAGUGAUUUGAGUAAUAAUUGUAUCAUGUGAUUUUAAUAUUGCUGCUAUUUAUAGAUUAUUUUGAGAAUUUAUAUGUGAACAUUUUAGUUUAUUGAGUGGUAAUAUCCAAGAUACUCAUGCUUUUUUUAUUUAUUAUGUGAUUAUCAUUUGUAGGUUUUUUUUAUUUGCCUAAAAAUUAGUCAGUUGCAUUGAUUGAAACUGCUCAUGAGUAUGCAUGAAAUAAUUGCCACUGGAAAAUAAACAAGCAACAAUCAAUCAAUAUAUUGAAGCUUUGCAGGUGCCUAUCCACAAGGUAGACAACUCUUAAUUUAGAUCAAGUAAAAAGAAAUAAUUGUUGAAUUCAUGAAAAAAAUGAAACAAUGUGAUUGCAUAUAACAUUUAUUUGUAUUCAGUUUUUGUACAUAAAUUAUGUACAAUACAAAUGCAUUAUCAGCUCUCCACAGAUAAACCUAUUAAUUAAAACUUAUUGUUAAGAAAUGUAUAUAACAAAAUAUGAUGUUUUGCUAAAUGCAAAAGUUACUCAGUUUUACUGCUUUCAUGAUUUCAGCAUUACAUGCACAUAUGUUAAUCAAUGUUCAUGCAAUGAGAAUUUUAUGAGGAGUUACAAUGUAUUUGUAAAGUUGAAUUUGAAAUUGAUAUUGCUCAAGUGAAACAUCUUUUGUUUUCUUUUCGUUUACAUGAAUAAUAUCUUUUAUUUCAAAUCACCUGGAAUACAUAAACCCUAAGCAGUCCAGGGCAGCUGACAGAGGGGUCCCUGCUUUUAUUUUACAUAUCCCAUUUGCCAGGGAAAAUACAAAUGGGUGAAAAAACAUUUUAUAUAAAAAAAACCAGCAUAUGUUUUCAAUUACUAUUCUUCACACCUUCAAAUUUUGCAUUUUCAUAUAAUAUUAUGCUUUUAAAUACAAAUCUUAAAUAUAUAUAAAUGUUAUUUUUUAGUUUUGUUCUUUCUAACCAUUUGUACGGUUUAAAUUUUAAAUGUGAUCUUGUGUUAGGAAAAGACAACCAAUUACAACCAAUCUUUGAUUCAGGUGACAUUAAAAUACUUUCUAGAUGUACCUGACCAAAAAUUUAGCUGUAGCAGAUUUAGUUUCAACACCUGAAAUAAAAUUUAAUUGUUCUAUAAAAUUAAAACAGACUUAACCACUUGCAAGAAAAUUGGUUUUACAUAGGUGUAAUUUCAGUCUCGCUGGGUUGUUUCAUGAUUUUUUGGUAUAACUAUGACAAGUCACUUUGUGACAUAAGAUUUGCUAUUACAACUAUUUUUAAAAUGCUUAAAAUUGAAAUGACAGCAGUCAAACCAUGACCUUAUUUUGCUUGAUUGUCUAAACAGGUCAAUAAUCUAUUGUACUUAGGUUCCAUUGUUUAUUAAAAAAAAAGUGUUUAACAUUCUCAUCAUCUUUUUAUUCAUGCUCUAUAUCAUGUUAUCAGGGUACUUAAUUACCAAUUUAUGGUGUCUGGAGACGUGAUGGAAGUUAUAUAUAACCCAAGUAUCAUAUCAGAAAUACAUAUAUGAAACAUUUGUAAAGGGAAAAUAUUUCACAUUGAGCUAUCUCCCAUUUAGCAAAUAAAAAAAGAGGGCCAGUUUAUUCCUCUUUCAAAAUUAGUAGACCUGGUUUUCUUUUCUAUAUUUGGGAAGAGUAAUAGGAGGGUUUUUCUUUUCAGAAAAAAAAUAUGUAAAUAUCAUGAGUAAUUUUUGCUUCUUAUUUGCUAUUUUUCUUCAUAUUGAUAUAAAUGAAAUGGAAGGUCAGUGUUUUAAAUGCUUGUUGUACAAAUGUUCUCUUGGUAACCUAUUGAUAAUUAUAUUUUAUCUCCACUCAGAUUAGUGCUAAUCUGAACCAACAAUGGCAGGAAUAAUUUUGAAAGUUCUCUAGUAAUGGUCUGACUUUAGAACAGAAAUGAAGUUUUAUUCAAAUACCGUUUUUUGUUUAUGUAAAUGUUGUAGAAAAGAUAAUUUAGAUCACUCAUAUUGGUGCUAAUCAGCCAUAGAACCCAAAGAUUGUAUUGACUUAAAAGUUCCUUAUGAAUAAAUAGAAGUCUUAUUUUCAUUUUCUUGCAUAAAAAAAAAUACAUGAAUUACCUAAGCAAAAUUUCUUGUAAUAUUUUGAAGGUCAUUUACAAUUUACCGAAAUUUUUUAUUUCAUGUGGAUCAGAUGAAAACUUCAAGGUUAACAUUUUAUAUUCCCUUCAGUAUUAACCUCUAAUAGAACCUAGUAAGUGAAAUGCAGGAUUGGAUGAUUCCUGAAUGGUGACACACUGGGCCUCUAGAAAAAAACAAAUGCAGAAAAUGAUUUACCAAUUUGAAUCAAAACUUUGCAAAAUCAUCAAUUUCUAUUUGCUUCAAAGACAUGGUUAUGGAUCAGAAUGUUCUUUUUUUUUUGUUUAGCCAGCUUCUUGAUGCAGAUUUUAGCAAAUCUGCAAUAUUACCCUAUAAAGCCUACCGGUAAUUGUUUUCUCUCUGGUAUUAUUUGCAGGAGGGAGUGGGUGCAUUUGGUAUUUGGAGGCAACUAUAUAGGGAGAAACAAAAAUGCUUGUUAUUUUUCUAUUACAACAUUGUCAGAAUAUUUUUUCUUGCCAAAAUCUUAGAAAUAGUGAAUAUGGACACAAAACUCUGGAUACAUCAAUAUAUAUUUAUUAUACUUCACAUUAAAAUGCAAGAUUUUGAUUGGCUAAUAUGAGGGAGAUGAUUUACUCUAUCCCAUGACUCAUUGUCAUUUUUUUAAUGUCACCCUCUCUUGCAGACCAUUCAAAAAUCAAUAAUUUAAUGGACAAUGAAUUGAAUUUACUGUUACACCAAUAAAUUAAAGACAAUGCUCAAGUUCUAGUUUUGGCCUUUCAUAGACUGUUAAAAUAAAAAAAAAUAUAUCUUGCUUCUCUUCUUGGUUUUCUAAUAACUGUAAAGUUGUUAUGUACGUGACAUCAUAAUUAAGUACUUUCAAUUUAAAAUUUAACAGUAAAAGACAAUAAUGAUAGAGCAUUUAGUAUAAUAAAUUGAAUAACACAUAGAUGAGAGGGUGAUAAAGCAGAUUGUUACCCCUCGAAAAAACAUUGUCAAUAUCGGCUUUGCCUCAGUUGACAAUGUUUUCUCUGGGUGACAAUCUGCUCUAUGACCCUCUCAGCUAUGUGUUAUUUAUAUAAUGUUCUUUGUCUAACCUGUACAGAACUGUGUCCGAUUAAUCAAUUAUAUUUGUUUUUUAUUUAUUUUAUUUUAUUUUCAUGAAGGCAACACCAAAUGAAUUUGUUGAUCUUUGUAUUCCGUCUGCUAAAAACAGGGACAAACAAUAUUUUUUUAUAUUUUGUUUGGAUUUACAAAUAACUGAUGACCAGCCCAAAAUAUUCUGAAAAAGAACAUGUGUACAUUUUUUUUUAGAUUUUAGAACUUUUUUUGAGGGACCAUUUAUUUUUUUAUUUGAAAAUUGCUGAUAAAAAAAAAUGCAACAAAAAUUAUGAAAAAGGUGGCCAUGUAACGAUGUUAGAAUUUCAUUUUUAGAAAAAAAUUAAUCAUAAUAUUUUAGGAACAAUCAAUUCCAAAGAUCAACAAAUUUAUUUGAUGUCCUAACAUUGAUUUUCAACAGAAGUUGUUGUUUAGUGAUGCACUAAAUUAACAGAAAACAUUUUAAAAACAAUGCAAUUUUUAUUUUCACUGUAUUUAUAAAACCAGUUUUAAAAUGUUUUUAUUUGUAUAAUACGAGUUUCACUUUCAGGGUACCAGUAUAUAUUUUACAGAAAACAUGGAUGAGAUUAUUUAACUUUUAUUUUUUCCUGAUAUAUAAACAAAGUAUCUUGCAGUUUUAUUGGUGAUUUGAUAUUUCGUUUUUAUGCUUAAAAGUAAUUUAAAAUUGAGUCUUUAGAAAGCUUGUGUUGAUUGUUAAUGCUGAUGUUUUGUUUAUACUUUGCAUAAAAAAAAAGAACUCUUGUAUUAAGAUUCAAUCAUGAAGCAACCAGACCACAAAAAUUUAGUUUAGAUCUUUAGAUUAAAGAGGACAUAAGCAAUUGAUUUUCUUUCUUGAAAUAUAUAUGUAUCAGUAGAAACAAAAUGCAAAUUAAAUGGUACAAAGGACUUGCAUGUAUAUAUAUUUUUUUUAAAUACUUUAGCCAUAAAGUAUCUCAAUUGUAAUGUAUUAAUGAAAAGAAAUUGCAAACUUUUGUCAUUUUGUAUUUUGGAACAUGUGGAACAAUGUGAAAUUUUUAAAAGCUUUUAUCAGUUUAAAAUUGGAAGAAGUGAGUCCAUAGGACUAAAAAGCAGUUUUGUGUGGCCUAACCUAUGUGAAACAGUCUUGCCUUAUCAUAAGAGUAAUUUACUAAUCAAUGCAAAUUAUGUUACAAAUCAAUGCAAUUUAUUGUUAAUUUUUUUGUCUUUAUUCUUACAAUUAUAAAACAUAUUAUGGGGUGUUAAGAAUAAAUAUAUUAUAUUUG
Mytilus californianus (California mussel) is the source of this 9537-nucleotide messenger RNA. RefSeq lists its product as uncharacterized. NCBI's taxonomy places the organism in Eukaryota, Metazoa, Mollusca, Bivalvia, Mytilida, Mytilidae. Bases 109 to 2463 code for a protein of 784 amino acids. The transcript has 13 exons. Gene Ontology annotation, molecular function: lipid binding. The record is from RefSeq and is a predicted model, not a curated record.